UAAUUCAACUUGGCUGAAGGAGCGACGCAAUUUCUUUUUGCAAAAGCCAUCGGCGCUUGUGAAUUCCUCAAAAUAUUUCGUGUCCUCGUCGACGAAACGGCGGCAGUAGCUUUUUACUAGCUUUUAUCCACGCAAAGUGUUUGGCUUGCGAGAAAAUUGGUUUUGUGCGUCCGAUGUUGGCCCCCAAACCCCUCAAUAGGGGUUAAAAACGAGUAAUCACUACCGCAGGCGGAUACUUUUUUCCGAGAUUUUUUUUGUUGUUGAUUAGCAAAAGGUAAUUACGGUGAAACGUGCAAGUUUCUUGUUGUCGUAAUUGUGCACACGACUCUUGCUUGAAGCAGGUUACGCCCAGAGAGAGUGUAAAGCAUCGCGACAAAUAUGUCGUUCCGGCUGCUAACCAAUCGACUUUUCAAACAAAGUCGGUCCGCACUGCAAUGGUAUUAUAAGCGCGAUAUCUAUACCAACAUUUUGGAACACGGAAAGAGCCGGGGAAUCCCCUCUGCCCAUCUCCACAAGGCUGGAGUUCAACAACAGCACAACCAUCACAAGUCGCAAAUCGCCUUACGAGCCUCCACUGGACUGUUCAGGUUUGGCCAGCAUGCCCGGAAACUGUUCAUUGACAAUGUCCUCAAUCGGGUCACCUCAUCCUAUUCGAGUGAACUGCGAGCUAGAGCUACAAAGAAACUCUUCUUCGGGGAUUCUGCGCCGUUUUUCGCCCUUGUGGGAGUCAGCCUUGCUUCCGGAGCUGGAGUAUUAACUAAAGAAGAUGAAUUGGAGGGUGUCUGCUGGGAAAUACGUGAAGCCGCAUCACGAAUCCAAAAUACCUGGAACAAGGAAGAGGCCUCCGGCGCUACCAUCAACGACGAAUUCACUCUAGACGACUUGGACAUAGGACCCCCGAUCGCGAAGGGUUGUGCCGCUGUAGUUUAUGCUGCUUCAAUGAAGAAACCUGACGAGAACAAAACCGAUCCUGUUGAAGUUCCAACCCGUCCAUCACCAGCACAAAGUCCCGUGAAUUUGUCAUCCCAAGAACGGAUGGACGUUGAUCCUUCCCCACGACGAGAUUCGAUAUUGGCGAGCUAUAAGAGUGGUGGCGGCGGAAUGCUGUCUCCCAUUCACAAUCUGAGUCGGUUUGUCCACAACUUUGGAGGAAGUGUCGAUAACUUGUUUAUGUAUGGAAACCGUUUAAUGGGAAGCCAAAUUAAUUUGUUGCGAAACGACAACGAGGAAAACGCAGAGAAUGCCGCAAUGAUGAAUCGAUCACGUCAUAACUCUGAGAUAAGCCAGUUUGAAAUGCUGGACGAGGAUGUGAGCGUGACUACGAUGGAUCUGUCUCCAUCAAACAUCAGCAUAUGCCGAUAUUCACUAGCCUUAAAAAUGAUGUUUAACUACGACAUUCAGAGCAAUGCAAUGUCAAUUCUUCGCGCAAUGUAUAAAGAAACAAUUCCGGCUCGAUACCGUCCAACCAAUGACAAUUCCGACGGUUGGGAGAAGUUACUGCGUGACCAAACACUAACACUUCCACCACAUCCAAACAUAGUCCUAAUGUUCGGUUAUUUCUGUGCUGAAGUACGUAAUCUGAUUGGUGGACGAAUUCUCUAUCCAAUGGCGCAACCGCCGCGUAUAAAUCCCCAAGGAUACGGACGAAACAUGAGCUUAUAUUUACUGAUGAAGCGAUACGACUGCAAUUUGCGUUCGUACUUAGAUAGCGAAAAUGUAACAAUGCGAACGAGGAUUUUAUUAUUCGCCCAGCUUUUGGAGGCUUCCGCACAUUUGUCGCGACAUGGAGUUGCACAUAGAGACUUGAAGUCCGAUAACAUUUUGAUUGAGUUGAAUGACGACAAUUCGCCACCAGUUUUGGUGUUAUCUGAUUUUGGGUGUUGCUUAGCGGAUAAAGUGCACGGUUUGUGUGUUCCAUAUACUUCGUAUGAUAUGGACAAGGGCGGGAACACAGCCCUCAUGGCUCCAGAAAUCAUAAACAAGACACCAGGCACAUUUUCAGUUUUGAACUAUUCAAAAUCGGAUUUGUGGGCUUGCGGUGCUAUUGCCUAUGAGAUUUUCGGGCAUCCAAAUCCAUUCUACGCUGCCGAUGGUCAAGGAAACGAAAAUGGCACAAAAUCCCUGAAAAAUAACAAUUAUUGCGAAGAAGAUCUUCCGGAAUUGACAAAUGAAUGCCCGCAUAUUAUUAGAGAGUUAAUAACAAAUAUUUUAAGUCCAAAUCCAAAAAGACGAUUGAGUCCCGAUAUAGCGGCAAAUGUGAUUCAACUUUUCCUUUGGGCUCCAUCAUCCUGGCUCAAACCGGCCGGCAUGCCAUCCAGUCCAGAGAUCCUUCAGUGGCUCCUUUCCCUGACUACAAAAGUAAUGUGCGAGGGUCGAAGCGCCACAAUCAACACAAACACAAUUGCUUAUAAGAUGGGUCGACGUACUUACACUGAAUAUCUCCUAAUCUGUAGUUUCUUAGCUCGCGCCAAGCUGCGACGAUUGCGUGGUGCUCUGACGUGGAUUCAAUCGAUUGUGUGAGAGGAUUUAGUGCGGAUGAAUCCCGACCCUUACAGCUUUCAACUAAAAGUCUGCCUUGGGAGAAAAAUUUCAAAAGAAAUGAAUGUGAUAUACUUUUUUUCUGCUUUGUUUUCGAUUGGCUUAUGAGAAAAUCUAAUGCUUUCCGUGCAUUGAGUCACUAAUUUUAUUUUGAUUCUGUUUGGUUUUUGAACACUAUUUUUGAACGAAGGAAGUUUAUUUCUGUAUUGACUUGUAUUUUGGAUUGUCACGUGGAUAUUGAGUUGAGAUUUGGUCUCCUUCAGAAUUAAACAUGAAUCAAUGAUAAAAAAUUGUUAUUUAACUAUUGGAUUAUGUAUUCAUAAAUAAAGUAAUUACAAAUAAAACUUAGACUUGAA
This is a messenger RNA of Hermetia illucens (black soldier fly), 2894 nucleotides long. RefSeq lists its product as uncharacterized. The coding region runs from base 379 to 2520 and encodes 713 amino acids. The record is from RefSeq and is a predicted model, not a curated record. Gene Ontology annotation, cellular component: mitochondrion. The transcript is spliced from 5 exons. Lineage: Eukaryota; Metazoa; Arthropoda; Insecta; Diptera; Stratiomyidae. Gene Ontology annotation, molecular function: ATP binding; protein serine/threonine kinase activity. Gene Ontology annotation, biological process: regulation of apoptotic process; positive regulation of mitochondrial fission; protein phosphorylation.